AUGUCCGAAAUUGUAUAUAUCACUGUUGAACCAUCAAUCCGGGUAGACGGAGCCACUCCAACGCAACCCGACUGGAUCCAUCCACACUUAAUUGACAGUAUCGAUCCAGUCAAGGGUCGCCAAUUUCGGGUUUCGGAUCAUAUUCCCAAAGGAACAUGUCUUCUUGUCGACCGCCCUUACGCAAUUAUUCCGGUUGUUGAUGAACCAGCGGUCAAUGAGAAUCUUAUUUGCAGCAAUCCCGCUUGUAAUCGUCGGGUUCCACUCGAUUCUCAACGAUGCUCAUGCUCGAAUACUUGCAUAGCAGAUGUGGCAUGGUGCAGCUGUACCUGCCGAACCCUAGAUCAAUCUCGCCAUACCUUUGAAUGCACAUGGUUGAAAAAGUAUGCGAAUCCAAUUCGAUCCAAAUGGGGCGAAUAUGAAUUUGGAAUGCUGUGGUUGAUUGUUCGUCUACUUGCCACCCGGCAGGGCGAAGUUCAAAACCCAUCAGCUAUCAAUGAUGUUCGAUCUUCGCGGGGGAAACACGGCUGGGAUGGUAUAAACAUGCUUUGCGGAUCUUCUGAGACUUGGCCUCAUGACAAAGUUCGAUCUUGGUCCAAAUUGGUCAAGAAAUAUCUCCAGAGCAGCCAGACAUUGCCACACGGGCUAAGCACCGAGCGAAUUCUUCAUCUUAUAUGCCAAGAAGAGGCAAAUUCGUUUGGCCUUUAUCCAAGGGAAACUGGCGUUUUCCCUAUCCCAGUCCCCUUCGUUGACAGGGGAGAACAAUUUGCGGCUGCCGUAUAUCCCACCGCAGCAAUAGCCAACCACUCAUGUUUGCCAAACAUUAUCCACAAGGCCGAUGAUCAAGGCCGAAUGGUGUUUACUGCAUCUCGAGACAUUCUCAAAGACGAGGAAUGCUGCAUCUCGUACUUCGAUCUCACAAAAUAUACCGAAAUUACCAUACGCCGUCGACAUCUUAAUAGCGCCUUUCGGUUUACGUGCAAGUGUGAGCGAUGUGUUUCUGAGGAGACUAUUGAGGACUCAUCAUCUCAGAGCACGAUACCAAUGGAUGUCAUGGGGUUGUCAUGA
Molecule: messenger RNA, 1065 nt
Organism: Penicillium odoratum
Lineage: Eukaryota; Fungi; Ascomycota; Eurotiomycetes; Eurotiales; Aspergillaceae
Product: SET domain-containing protein
Exons: 2
Coding region: 1-1065 (354 amino acids)
Molecular function (GO): protein binding
Source: RefSeq, a predicted model, not a curated record